Molecule: messenger RNA, 6662 nt
Organism: Scophthalmus maximus (turbot)
Lineage: Eukaryota; Metazoa; Chordata; Actinopteri; Pleuronectiformes; Scophthalmidae
Gene: lrch2
Product: leucine-rich repeats and calponin homology (CH) domain containing 2
Exons: 21
Coding region: 390-2633 (747 amino acids)
Molecular function (GO): protein binding
Source: RefSeq, a predicted model, not a curated record
CUGAUAUUAGUAUUUAUCACAGUGAUUAAUCAUUGUCAGUAACCGCCCACUGGCCUCUAGGCAUUGGAAGCUCAAUUGAAGAAAAAUCAUAUGUGGUACUGCAUGAAGGGUCCUGGGCCCCAUGUGUGCUGCACUGGGGCCCCUGCUGGGAUGUAGGUAUUAGCAGGUGGAGGCAGGGUAAAACCCUAAAAUGGCCACCAGACCCUGCUCACCAUCAUCACCAGCAUCAUCACCAGCAUCACCGCCAGCAGCAGCAGCAGCAGCACCACCACCACCUCAGAAGCCCAUCCCCUAGCGUUCGUCCCGGGAAUGUACCGUGUGUGCGCAUGGGCGGAGAAACUGCCGCUGUGCGCUGUUAUUAUUGUUAGAGUAAUUUCUUUUUUACGAAAAUGGCGUCCAGUCAGGGAGGUGUGGGAGCUGUCACGGCGCCCCAGAACCAUCACAUAUCCGGCGGACCUCACUGGAGCCCGGGCGUCAGCCAGUUCCAGCAGCAGCAGCAGCAGCAGCAGCAGCAGCACCACACGGCCCGCAGCCUGGACCGGGCUCUGGAUGACGCCGUGUGCUCGGGGCUGCUGAACCUGAGCGGCAGGAGGCUGAGGGAGUACCCGGGUGUGAGCUACGAUCUGACCGACACAACACAAGCAGAUUUGUCCAAGAAUCGCCUCACAGAAAUCCCUCCAGAAGUGUGUCUGUUUGCCCCCCUCGAAUCGCUCCAUCUCUACCACAACUGCAUCAAGUGCAUCCCAGAGGCCAUCAUCAAUCUGCAGAUGCUGACUUAUCUUGACGUCAGUCGAAAUCUCCUGUCAGUUUUGCCAAAAUACCUGUUCAGCCUCCCCCUCAAAGUUUUGCUUGUGAGCAACAACAAGCUGGUGUCCAUCCCGGAAGAGAUCGGCAAGGCCAAAGAGUUGAUGGAAUUGGACGUGAGCUGUAAUGAGAUCCAGGUGCUGCCAGCUCAGGUGGGGAGGCUUCAUGCCUUACGAGAACUCAACAUCAGGAAGAAUUGUCUUCACAUGCUGCCUGAGGAGCUGGCUGACCUGCCUCUCGUCCGAAUCGAUUUCUCCUGCAAUAAGAUCACGGAGAUUCCUCCAGCCUACAGGAAGCUGCAGCAGCUGCAGCACAUCAUCCUAGACAACAAUCCUAUGCAGUCUCCACCAGCACAGAUUUGUCUCAAGGGCAAAGUGCACAUAUUCAAGUACCUGAACAUCCAGGCGUGUAGGAUGGACAAGAAACCAGACACCCUGGACCUCCCCUCCCUCGGCAAACGUUGCCUCCCUCAGCCACUUACUGAUAGCAUGGAAGAUUUCUAUCCCAGUAAGAACCACGGGCCGGACUCUGGUAUUGGUAGUGACAACGGCGACAAGAGGCUUUCUACAACAGAGCCUUCAGAUGACGACACCGUCAGCCUGCACUCGCAGGUUUCAGAGACAGCCCGUGCCGAUGCCCUCUCGCUCCUCUCCAAAAUGGACUCCUGCAAAGAUCAGGAUCUCUAUGACUUCAUAGAGCCCAACCAGGACGAGGAUUCUGCGCUGUCAGAGUGUGACGGGCAGCAGAGCACUCGUAUGUCUUGUAUAAAGGAACUGGAGAAAGUUCUCCACAUGUCUCAACAAAGCAAAGAUAAGGACAGCUGGAAGGAGGAGUCGGGUUCUGACAAGGAGCAGCUAGUUGAGGAAGAGGAUGAUGAGCUGAAGGAAGUGCUGGAUCUGAGGAAGAUUGCUGUUCAGCUUUUGCAGCAGGAGCAGCAGAAUAGACGGCGAUCCUUAAUUUGCAGAGCAGAGAGUCUUAUUCACCGGCGGAGAGUGACUGGCCGGGCGCACAGAUUUCUUAGUCACUCUGGAAGCUCCGGCAGCAAGCCCAGGCCUCCGCCUCAGGCCGCUCGAAGUGCUUCUCUGGAUGAAGGCAGUAGUGGAGCAUCAGUGCUUAGUGGACAGCCGUCUUCUUCUUGCUCCUUUGAUGGCAGCCUGAAGACAGAUCAGUCCGAUUCGGAGCCAAAGUGGCCCGAAAUCCCACCCGUCCUCAAUCAGAAUGAAGAGCGCAGGCGGAACAAGUACCUGAGAAAGGAUUAUCUAAAGUACAAGUGUCAGAGUUCUCGGAAAAACUCCUGUGGGAAUGAUGACUGUGAGGAAGGCUUACGCAAUGCUGACUUCAGCACCACUUUGACUGUGUUUGGACUAAAGCCAAGAUCAGCCUUCACUAGAGGAAGCCGUCAGGAGUACAGCUCGACAGACCCCAGUUUCACGAUGAGGAGGAAGAUGGAGCACUUCCGAGAGGAAAUGGAGCAAAUAGGACUUCUACGGCAGAACAUUGAGUCCAGACUCAAAGUGCUGCUCCCAGAUGAUGUUGGAGCUGCCCUAAUGGACGGGGUUGUCCUUUGCCAUUUAGCCAAUCACAUUUGCCCUCGGUCUGUUGCCAGCAUCCAUGUACCGUCGCCUGCAGUGCCAAAGCUCAGCAUGGCUAAAUGCCGUAGGAAUGUUGAGAACUUCUUGGAUGCCUGUAAAAAGCUGGGCGUUCCACAGGACGAGCUGUGUCUGCCCCAUCACAUCCUAGAGGAGCGCGGUCUGGUGAAGGUGGGUGUGACGGUCCAGGCUCUGCUGGACCUGCCCGCCCUGAAGCCCUCACAGCUGUCAGCUGUUUGACACGAGCCGGAAUGUCGAAUCCAAGCUGCAGCCAUCCAGCCAACUCCUGCCCCGGCCCAAACCCACACCCUAUCGCCAGGGACCAGAGAGCCCCUCCGGGUGAGGACCCAGUGGAUUUUCUGCCUGAUUGAAACAGGAGACAGGAGGCUGCAAAGCCCCCGUCUCCUCAUAUGAUGUCAGCCGCCGCCCACCUCCUGUCCAUCACAUCCCCAUUUGCAUCCUGUUCUAGUUACUCGGGUUCCCCUGUACUGUAUGUGUGUGUGUGUGUGUGGACUUGCAAUGUGACUGUGUUUUCCUGAGCUGCACAGUUUGGGCUGGCUGAGAGGGGACAGACGAGACAAAGGGUCUGUAGAAAAGACCUGUGCAUCCCUCUCGGCACGCUCAGUGUUAUUGAGCCCAUAAGUGCCAGUGCUUACAACAUUUCCACGCAGCUGUUGGACGCAUUGUCGAGGAGGCGACGGACAUUUGACUUCACUGUUCCACUGAAGCAGACUGAAGCUGCACGCUGGCCUCAUAACCCCCAAACCACUUCUUGACCUCGAGUGGUUCUCAUCCUCUUGAGUUUCUUACUCUUUUGUGUGUUGUUGAUUUUUUUUUACACGUUUUCCAUCAGGACACUACUGUACCUCAUUUUCAGUAGCCGAGCCCGAUUUUAUAAUUGCCAAGUAUUGCAUUUUAGCAAUUGCAUCUUCUCUGCUUAUCGAGAGAGACUGCAAGGCUCACCCCCUCCAAGGCAAAGUCUUGUCAACAGAAAGGGGGUUGAUUCUGUCCCAAACAUUGCGCAAGAGCCGAUCACGUUCACGUGAUCAACUUUACGGAUUUGUAAACUGAAACUGAAAGUUAUGUGAACAGUAAAACAGCACUGUGUAUUUUGAACAAACAAACUCCUUACUAAUGGAUCCUUUUUUCCACAGGACAACAUCCAUCUUAUUGUCAGUUGGUUGGCGUGCAAUUUCUUUCUUUUUUUCUUUUUUUCUUUUUUUCUGGAGAAGAUGAAAUUCAACGUGGCAGCCGCAGUGCACCAUUCAUUUCAUAGUUCUCACACCUUCAGUGAGCUUGGAAAGACGUUUUGUCUCUUUACACAAAACACCAUUUGAUGUGGAGGUUAGUGAUGUCAGUGAAUGAAAUGUUGGUAAUUCAAGCGCCGUACCUCACACGGCUACGGAGGAGACUGGGUUUGAAGAGAAGCUGAGGAUUUCAUGACCUGUGUCAAUAUGACAUCAAUUAAAUAUCAAUUAAAGGUCGUCCGGCUAUGGGACAUGCUUUGCUGAUAUAAGUUUUUAUGUCAUCAAACAGCACUGUGACGUCUAAAAAACCUAAAAUAUUGUGCCUUACUGGAGGGGUUUGUUAAAUUAUUUCAUGACUUUAUUAUAUCCAGCAGUCAUUUCUGUUUUUUGAAACCCAUGGUUAAUAGUUUUAGACAUGUACCUCUUUUUUUCACCUGCACGUGAACAGGAGGCUUCAGAUUUUGUUUAACAGAAGCGGUUCUGCUGAUGAGCUGCAGCUCCACUUGGCCAUCAAACUGGUCGGAGAGAUCACAUUCAUAUCUACUGUAAGUCCUUUGGUCCUCAUAGUACAAGUGUCACUUGUGUGUGCCAUGGUCAGACAUCCCAACAUGAAUAUUGCUCAUGAGAGCCUCAGCUUCCUCUUUGUGCCGUCAUGUUCCAAAGAUCAGAAACCACAGAGAUACAGAAUUGUACAGGGCUUCCAGCUUAUCAGGCCUCGAGUGUAGAAUAUGCAGAAAUCAGUCAACCGUUGAACCUUAUUUCUUUUCAUUAUGAUUUCAGAAAAUCACUGAGUGACAUUAGUCUUGAGGCAAAUGCAAAUCCCUCAAAAACAGUCCACAAGUAGCCUUGUCCAUUACUCUGUUUUCUAAUGCUGCAGACGGGUCAUCUUUUACAGUCCUAUAGCAACCAUGUAUUUAACAAACAAGCAGCUCUUUAAAGGACGCACACACACACACACACACACACACACACACACACACACAACCACACAACAGGGAGGACCAAACUCAACAAGGGGAAGAAAAACAAACAAAGUUAAUCCAGCUGACAGCACGAGCCGUGACCUGGGUAUCUGUUAAAGUAACACUGAUCAAAAUCUGAUUCUUUUAAUAAGCCUAGUUGCCACACAGAGAUAAACCUCCAUAGGAAACUAAUGAUAAUGUUACUUGUGCACAUCAAAUGUCCCAGUGGACAGCAUCUUAGAACGGCAUCUACAGAGCAAGUUCAUUCAUCACCUAAUGAAAUGUUCGUCUCUUAUGAAACACUAGUAGAUCAUUUGAAAAAUAACUCAAAAGAGGGGCACUCUGGGUUAUGUUCGCGUAACAGAAGCUGUCUAACUAUAUCUGGACGACAAGAGUCCCCAGGAAAUGCAUUAUUGCUGAUGGUAGCAUUGUUACAUCUCAUGAGCGUUUGGAUUUGGAUUUAGUUCCAUUUGCCAAAAACUGAUUUCAACUUACUGCAAUAACUCACUGUACGCUCCGCUGUUGUAUAUGUCACUGCACAUAUUCAGCUGUCUUGGGUUUCCCAGGUGACGCACGCUUUACUCAAGUUUUGGAUUCACACAAGUAGAGGAGCUGAAAAGAAAUUUGUCGAAAGAAAGAAAGACAGAAACACAGAAAGAAAGGCAAAAUGUUCUUGUUCUUCACCCAUUCUUGUAAGUAUAAUGUGUCACAGUGAUGUCUAUGUGCGUCAGAUACCUCACAAGAACUGGUUUGAAUUUCCUUCACUUCUCAGUUGUACAUCCUAAAGGUGAGGUGACUCAUCCAUCUGCUCGCUCAGGGGAGCAGAACAACAGACAGACUUCUGUUCUCUGUUUUGUAAUGCAGCAUGCCUUAUCUUUGUUUUACCUGCAUACACUGCUGUACGUGCCGUGGCCCUUUCAAUCAUUAUUUGUACUGUUAAUGAACCCGGUGCCAUAUCCCUCAAGGCGAAACAUCCUUGUGGCCACUAUCAUUCAUGUAAUCAACCUUAAAACAACAGUCGGGAGUUUACGGGACAUCGAGAAAUCCUUAAAACCCAGACGAAUUCUGGGAGCUCAUUUAUUUUGGCUCGGCCAGGAAACUCUUGCUCCCCCCUAUCCCUGAUACACAUUUGAGUAUUAGUCUGACUACGCCAGGCUAAUAAUACAAGGCUCUGAGUCUGACGAAUCACUUGCAAAUCUGCUAAAUCUGGCCACAUUUAUGUUGAAAUAUUCUCUUACAGCACAGUGAUUCUUUGCUAAGUUGUGGUGGAGGCAUAUAGCAACAUAAAGAUGGGAUGUGGUGCUGCGAAGACUGUAAACAUGCCCACUUGAUUUCUAACUCCUGACUCCUUAAGCCUCAUAUCAACUGACUGAACUUAACUAAGUGUCUUUAACACACAAACUGGGGGUUUUGUUCCUCCUACACUAAAGUUGUCGGCUUGUGAAAUUUCUUCAGGGUCAGUGUGGUUGAAGGAAUGAUUGUACAUAUUUUUCUCUGCACAAAUAUUGUUUUAAGACUGACUUGUGAACCUAUUCUUAAAGAGGUGGAAAUCCCACAGUAUGUUGAUGAUCAUUUUUUAACACAUGCGUGUGUGUCAUAUGUGAACAUAGUGUUUAACCUGGAGAACAGUUCUCUCCAGCUCAUGUUUGUUCUUGUACAGAUCCGACUUGCUGGGGCAAGUUUGCCUCUUUUUUGAGAAAUAGCAAAGUCCAGAUUUUAAUUUUGUUUUUUUAAUUUUCACUUUGCUUUCCCAUGACACUCCCUUUACAGCACACUGAAAACACACACAUCAAAUGGACACCUCACAACAGAUAUCAGCAAGCUAUGAUGUAACAAUUGUCAUCUCAUCCAAAGAAAACCGUGAACAAGUAACUAAUGCCUAAACGCUACACUGCCGCGAAGAAGUCAAGCUCAAGUAUACAAGCUUUUUGUAUUUUAAAACAAGUCAAAUGCAUGCAAGAAUACUGAAUGACUGGACCUGUACAUAUCAUCUGUAUAAAUUCCUGGGUUUUCUUAAACAGCAAACGUGGUCAAUAUGAAAUAAAGUCCAACUCUUUGCA